This is a messenger RNA of Oncorhynchus gorbuscha (pink salmon), 2541 nucleotides long. Its product is annotated as rho guanine nucleotide exchange factor 3-like. Gene Ontology annotation, molecular function: guanyl-nucleotide exchange factor activity. Lineage: Eukaryota; Metazoa; Chordata; Actinopteri; Salmoniformes; Salmonidae. Bases 724 to 2334 code for a protein of 536 amino acids. The transcript has 13 exons. Gene Ontology annotation, biological process: intracellular signal transduction; positive regulation of Rho protein signal transduction. The record is from RefSeq and is a predicted model, not a curated record.
AAACACAUUUUACCUUGGUCUCUCGCUCUCUCGCACACACACACACUGUUGAUGGGCGGUGCUUGAAGCGGCGUUACAUUUCCACAGUGGACCAUAGUCUGUGUUUCAUGAUGCGUCAACGCAUGAAACAACUGUAGCAACAGAAAAAAAAUAAACCAAAAACCUGAUGGUUAAAAAACGAAGCUAUGCUACUUCAAGGGCGAUGCGUUAUGGAUGAAGAUGUUGACGAGUCAAAGUGAACGUUUGCCAUUGACGACUUUUUAAAAAUUAUAAUCGAAAAAACGGUUUUAUUCAGAUUUUAUGAUCGGACUGUUUUGAGUUUACAGUCUAUGUAUGACGACAGAAGAUCAUAGUCUUGUUUCCUCUUUCCAAUAACUUGAUAGUUUUGGGGGGAAUAACCUACAUCACGUUGGAACACGUCUAAUCACAUGAAAACAGGCAAUGGAAACAAAGAAGUUUCAAGAGAGUUCUUUGUUCCUGUCUGCACGAUGAACUGAGGACAAUAUAUGUGGGGACAGUAUAUCCCAAGAGAGCCAUGAUUCUGUGGAACAGAGUAUGUUACGGUCCCUGAUGUCUCUCUGGAAGAAGAUCUUCGCCCUGAGCUCGUCUACUUUAUUGUCCAGAGUGUAACGGUCGUCGUAUGAAGGAGAGGACCAAAGAGCAGCGGGGCAGACACUGGAAAAAAAGAGCUCAUUCUCUCUCCGCCCGUCGCCCGACAGCUGGAUGUUCAGAGGGAAGAAGAGGAAACAGAGGAGGAGGGAUGUGGACUCUCUCAGCCUGUGCAGCCUGGACAUCAACGAGCCCUGUAACAAGCGGGUGAAGCCUCUUUCUCGGGUUACAUCGCUGGCCAACCUCAUACCUCCAGUCAAGGCUGCACCUCUGAAGCGGAUCGGACAAACACUGCAGCGUUCCAUCAGCUUCCGCAGUGAGAGUCGAACAGAGUCGGUCAUGCCUCCCAGACCAUGGACGCGGCCGGCCCCGCCUGCCAACACCAAGCGGCGUGACAGCAAGCUGUGGAGUGAGACCUUUGAUGUGCGGCUUGGACACCAGAUGCUGUCGUCCAAAGAGAUCAAUCGCCAAGAGGCGAUCUUUGAGCUUUCUCGAGGGGAGAAGGAUCUCGUUGAGGAUCUGAAGCUGGCCAAGAAGGCGUACCAUGACCCAAUGCUGAAACUGUCCAUCAUGACAGAACAUGAGCUCAACCAGAUCUUCGGAACCCUGGAAUCUCUCAUUCCGCUGCAUGAAGAUCUGCUGAGUCGACUGCGAGAGGCCAGGAAACCAGACGGCUCCACAGAACAUGUGGGACACAUCCUAGUGGACUGGCUUCCCUGUCUAGACUCCUACAACUCAUACUGCAGUAAUCAGGUGGCAGCCAAGGCUCUGCUGGACCAUAAGAAGCAGGACCACCGGGUGCACGACUUCCUGCAGCGCUGCCUGGAGUCGCCCUUCAGCAGGAAGCUGGACCUGUGGAACUUCCUGGAUAUACCCAGGAGCCGGCUAGUCAAAUACCCCCUGCUGCUCAGGGAGAUCCUCAAACACACGCCGAACGACCAUCCAGACCGACAGUACCUGGAUGAGGCAAUCAACAUGAUCCAGAGCAUCGUGGCAGAGAUCAACACCCAGACGGGCGAGUCAGAGUGUCGUUUCUACAAGGAGCGUCUCCUCUACCUAGAGGGCAGCCAGAGAGACCUUCUCAUUGACAGUUCCCGCGUCCUCAGCUGUCACGGGGAACUGAAGAACAACAGGGGCGCUAAGCUGCAUGUGUUCCUGUUCCAGGACGUGCUGGUCAUCACUAGAGCCAUCGCCCACAAUGAGCAGCUGUACUACCAGCUGUACCGCCAGCCCAUCCCCGUCAGAGAGCUGCAGUGGGAGGACCUGCAGGACGGGGUGAUACGCCUGGGAGGCUCCAUCAGAGGAGCCUUCAGCAACAACGAGAGGACCAAGAACUUCUUCAGAGUGUCGUUUCAUAGCAGUAGCCAGCUCCACUCCCACUCCUUCCAAGCCAGCGAUGCCUUCAACAAACAGCAGUGGCUCAACUGCAUUCGACAGGCCAAAGGAGCUGCUGAGUCGGCAAUGGGGGUUGUGGGGUUGGGGAUUCCUGUCGGGGUGGAAACCAGUAUCAGUGACCCAGAGCCCCCUCCAAGCCUACUCAGCCCCCACGGCCCUCUGAGCCCUACAACACCUCCCCUCUCAGGACCACUGGCCCCCCAGCCAAAAAGCAUGGACCAUUGCGACAGUGACUCGUCUGUCGACUCUCCAGGCUGUAGCAUGGACAUGGACACAAGCGAGGCUUUGGCCUCCCCCACAGGCUGCCCUGAUGGACCAAACAGACUCUAGUAGUAGCAGGCCAUCAGAAGUGUGACCUUCGUGGUGUCAUGGCCUCUCUGGGUUAGAGAGGCUAGAGGCUAAACCUUGGCAAUAUUGGUGUCAACAUGGCAAUGCUCCCUAUAUACGGGAGGGAAGAAAUACACUGUGGAAAAUUGGAGCACUUUUUUUUUAUUCUACCCACUUUUUUUCAUUUGUUAUUUUAUUUGUUGCUGAACU